Molecule: messenger RNA, 993 nt
Organism: Rotaria sp. Silwood1
Lineage: Eukaryota; Metazoa; Rotifera; Eurotatoria; Philodinida; Philodinidae
Source: the annotation of a GenBank genome assembly
AUGCUAACAGUCACUACAAGUGCAAGUACAACUAUUAUUCCAACCACAGCUACAACUACAAACGCUACCCAACAGCUAGGGAUUCCCAAUAUUCCAGUCAAUGCCCAAUGGGUACAGAAUGGAGUAACCGUUGCUGGAGGCCGUGGAUCAGGCGGUGCCACCAAUCAACUCUACCUCCCUUACAGUCUCUUCGUUGAUGAUAAUCAAACGAUGGUCAUCAGUGAUCAGUUCAAUCAUCGUAUUGUUCAAUGGAAGACAGGUGAUACGAAUGGACAAGUGAUAGCUGGUGGUCAUGGCUUAGGAGAUCAAUUAGAUCAAUUCAAUUAUCCAACCGAUUUAUUGAUCGACAAUGAGACGAAUAGUCUCAUCAUUUGUGAUCGAGAAAAUCGACGAGUCAUACGAUGGUCUCGUCAUAGUGGUACAACUAAAGGAGAAAUCCUGAUCGACAACAUCUGGUGUUUUGGAUUAGCCAUGGAUAAUCAGAGAAAUCUCUACGUCUCUGACACCGACGAACACGAAGUCAGACGAUAUCAAAUAGGAGGUAAGACAGGAACUAUCGUAGCCGGUGGCCAUAGCGAGGGUACUCGUCUCAAUCAACUCAAGGUUCCAACCUACAUCUUUGUCGAUCAACAACAGGCUGUCUACGUGUCAGACAACAUGAAUCAUCGUGUAAUGAAAUGGAAUAAAGGUGCAAAAGAAGGAAUUGUCCUCGCUGGAGGUCAAGGCCAAGGGAAUUCUUUGACACAAUUACGACAUCCAAAUGGAUUGUUCGUUGACGCAUUGGAUACCGUCUAUGUGGCAGACUCGUUGAAUCAUCGAGUGAUACGUUGGCCUAAUGGAGCGUCACAGGGCACUGCUAUUGUGGGUGGAAAUGGUCGAGGAGCAGGAGCAAAUCAGUUGAGUAAUCCUGAGGAUUUGUUCUUCGAUCAUCAGGGUAAUCUCUACGUUGUUGAUAAUGAAAAUCAUCGUGUUCAAAGAUUUUCUAUCCAAUAG